AUGCGCAGGCCAGUUCCCCUUUUACCUAGCCCUUCUAAGCCAGCGGAAUCCCAGACCGCUGCGGUUGUGGCCCAAACAGAAAUCGUUUUGCGGAAGCGCAAACGGCCCGUGUCUUCAGCCUGCGAAGAAUGUCGCAAACGGAAGUCAAAAGCCGAAAACACCCACUUUCAGGCCGUUUAUUCGCUGCUGCGCGAGAAGCCCGAGAAUAUAGCACUCGCUAUCUUGCGGCGGAUUCGGACAGGAGCGGAUCCAGAUGCUAUCUUGAGCUUGAUGGAAAAUGGGGAUCUACUAAUGCAGUUGCACCUGGCCCCUUCAUCUCAGUUCCGCUAUGCAUUCCCAUACCGGACUCAUGCUUGUCACGCUACACCCAAGUUUGCGCACCGCAAUGAGCAUUGGAACCCGCAGAAUAUUGGCUAUCUAUUCCUCGCCGAGGCCCGCCGCUUAUUGGAACUUGAAACUGCUCGAUCAAAAAUCACAACAGUUCAGGCGAUGCUUGUGAUGAACAUUAUCAUGAACGAUCAUGGUGUUGACGGCGCCUCAUACCAGUACCUAACUAAGGCCGUAGCUCUCGCAAAGCGCAUGGGUCUAUUCAACUCGCCCAGUGAUGAUAUGGAACACGAUGUGGACCCAAGUACUAAGGUUGUUCGUGAAGUGACAGCCUGGGCCCUUUUCGCUUGGCAAGGAGUCAUGUCCUCCAUGCUUUAUGAACCGCCUCUGAUCACAGAGCCACCUCAGACGUCCUAUCCGGACCCCCUCGAAAUGCCAUUCUGGUAUAGUGAUCUCCGAGUUCGAUACCCCUCAAGCCAAGAAGUCAUAUCAACCAGCAAUCACCAAACGUUCAAGGCUUACUUGGAGUUCUGGGCCAUAUUCAACGAUAUCGCCUCCGUUUCGUUUCCGCCUGGACGAGACCGGUCAUUUUCCCUCAGUCAGGCAGUUGACUUCUAUGCUCGAUCACGGUCCUGGUUCGAGGGUCUACCAAAUGACUUGCAGCCAGGGAAAAUAGUCCUACCUUGUCAACUAAAGCUACAUAUUCAAUAUUGGCUUCUUUUGAUGGAUCUCUUCAAGCCAUUUGCAGACUGGGACCAGCGCAUGGAAGGACUGGAUAAGACGUCCUCAGAAAUAUAUCGAGACGCUCGGUGGAACCAAGCCUACGUGCUACGGAUUUAUUACCUGCGGCAUGGGACAGAAGCUUACGACUGUUGGUUCUCUAUGUUUCUUUUAAAGCUUGGUUUUGUCGCGCUACAAGAAGUGGCAUCUUCUUCAGACCGCGAUGCCUCGCUUUCAAACCUGAUCUUGGCACUAACGAGCCUCGAUAACCAAGGUAAAUGUUGUUUCAUGUCAGAGUUCACGCUACGAACGAUCUGUGCACAGAUGCGUUCUGAAGACCUCGCGAUCUUCAAGCAAUUCGCAACCUUUGAAGAUCUCGAUGACCCUCAGGCCAUAGCAAGUCGCAUGAGCCUUAUUAGAUCAAAUUGGCCUGUAAACAUGGAUUUUGCCAAACGAGAGCGGAAGAGCCUCCGCGAUGUAGCUGCUGAGGCCAUAGGGAUGGACAUGACAGACGAUGAGUAG
Molecule: messenger RNA, 1569 nt
Organism: Fusarium oxysporum Fo47
Lineage: Eukaryota; Fungi; Ascomycota; Sordariomycetes; Hypocreales; Nectriaceae
Product: fungal specific transcription factor domain-containing protein
Exons: 5
Coding region: 1-1569 (522 amino acids)
Biological process (GO): DNA-templated transcription
Molecular function (GO): zinc ion binding; DNA binding
Source: RefSeq, a predicted model, not a curated record